Messenger RNA from Haplochromis burtoni (Burton's mouthbrooder), 2424 nucleotides. RefSeq names its product F-box protein 32 (gene fbxo32). The record is from RefSeq and is a predicted model, not a curated record. Gene Ontology annotation, cellular component: SCF ubiquitin ligase complex; cytoplasm; nucleus. The transcript has 9 exons. Gene Ontology annotation, molecular function: protein binding. Gene Ontology annotation, biological process: protein ubiquitination. NCBI's taxonomy places the organism in Eukaryota, Metazoa, Chordata, Actinopteri, Cichliformes, Cichlidae. Bases 165 to 1241 code for a protein of 358 amino acids.
AUAUAAAGAAGAGCUGCGCAAUGUCAACAGUAGGCUAGAAACACAGGGGGCAAAACAAAGCACUUAGAAGCGGGGGUGGUUACAUAAUAAGCUAAAUCAGAGGGCUUUCCAAAGAUUUCUCACACAUUUAUUGACUUUGUUUAAGUUAGCGUCAUCGAGUGAGGAUGCCUUUUCUCGGACAGGACUGGAGGUCGCCGGGUCAGAGCUGGGUGAAAACCGAAGAGGGAUGGAAAAAGACAACAACCGACGACAAAAACAACAAUGUCUCCGUGCAGAGCUUCUGCAAAGAGGCCGAGGAGGAGGAGAGUUUUAACAAGGAGAACCUGCUGCUUUCUUUCAGCUAUGACAUGGCUGCCAAGAAGAGGAAAAAAGACUUAAUGAACAACAACACAAAAGUCCCAUAUUUCCACAGGGAAAAAUGGAUUUAUGUUCAUAAAGGAAGCACCAAGGAGCGCCACGGAUAUUGUACACUGGGAGAGGCCUUCAACCGCUUAGAUUUCUGCAGCGCCAUCAAAGACACGAGGAGAUUUAAUUACGUUGUCAGACUCCUGGAGCUUAUUGCCAAGUCCCAGCUCCCCUCACUCAGUGGAGUGGCGCAGAAGAACUACAUGAACAUUCUGGAAAGAGUGGUACAGAAAGUCCUCGAUGACCAGCAGAACGUCCGCCCCAUCAAAGAGCUGCUGCAGACCCUAUAUGUCUCGCUGUGUGGGCUCGUUCAGGACAUGGGCAAGUCUGUGCUGGUGGGGAACAUCAACAUCUGGGUACACCGAAUGGAGAACAUCCUGCAGUGGCAGCAACAGCUGGACAACAUCCAGAUCAAUAGGCCAACAAAUACAGGCAUGACUCUGACUGACCUGCCUGCCAGUCUGCAGCUGAACAUCAUGCACAGUCUUUCUGACGGCAGAGACCUGGUCAGCCUGGGCCAAGUGUGUCCGGAGCUGGGGACCCUCACAGAGGACCGGCUGUUGUGGAAGAAACUCUGCCAGUACCACUUCACAGACAGACAGAUCCGGAAGCGGCUGCUGGUGUCAGAUAAAGGUCACCUGGAGUGGAAAAAAAUGUACUUUAAGCUGAGCCGCUGCUAUCCUCACAGAGAGCAAUACAGCGACACCCUGCACUUCUGCACACACUGCCACAUCCUUUUCUGGAAGGAUAUAAACCACCCCUGCACAGCCAACAACCCAGAAAGCUGCACCAUGUCCCUCUCCCCUCAAGACUUUAUCAAUCUUUUCAAAUUCUGAUCCCUCCCACUCACAGACGCCCCGAAUCCCGAUGAUCGGACUGUACAUACUGCUGUACAUAUUGUUUUCUUUAAUAUCACGAUUCUUGGAUGUAUUUUAGAAGAGACUGGAGAGUGCUGAGGCAGCAGGACAGUUAUGCAAUCAGGUUUCUUUUGAGCGAGCACUGAGAACCCAUCAGAGUGGGUUAACUGUGGAAAGCUAGUGGACGUGACGAAGAGCAGUAGUGAUGUCGAGGAAAUCGGGCUACAUGCGAAGGAAAUGAAGGGAAUACUUAACUGCUGGAGUUCAAUCUUAGUUUAAUGUGUUUUCUGAAAUUACACUUGCAAAGUAAAAGCACCUUUUGAACUUUAGAUUUGAGCACCUUUUUUUGGAUUUUGUUUUUUAUUUUAAUCUUGUAUUUCAGUGGUUUCAGUAAUUGUUCUUCAAAGGAAGAAGAGCGAUUUCUUUAAAGUUGUAUUUGUUAUUGCUCGUAUGGGGAGGUGCAGUGUGCUUGGUGUUUAGAUGGAGUCUGUACUAAUAUUCAUGUUUGGAACUGGGAUGAAGAAAAGUAAAUGUUAGGUUGCAGCGGUACCUAAGAGAAAAUGAAUGUAAGCAUGAGUUGUAAAUAACCGUUUAGACUGGGUUUGACACGUUGACGCACUGUCAUAGUCUUUUCUAUUUUGAUUUCUUUUUCACUUUUAUAAGGAUUUGAUUUUUUUUUCCUGUUGCAGGCGAUACAGCCGCAGCACGUGAGUGCAGUAUUACCAAAGAUUGUUAUCAAAGUCAGUGUAACAGUGGUGUGUGCCUUUAUCAUGAAACUUGAAGCCGUAUAGGUACAGCUUGUGCCUUGUUUGCAAUGCUUUCAGAUCCUAAUGCUGUUUAUUUUUUUUAUUUUUUUAUCAUUUUAAACAUCAAGUGUCUCAUUUACAGAAGGGUUAAGCUCUGAGGCUCUCACACCAAAGUUAACUGUUUGAGAUAUCCCGCAUGACAUCGAGCUGAUUGUGUUUACUUAAUGAGAUUUUUGGCAAGCGGCUCAGCUUGUGCACUUGGGUUUGAAGGAAAAGUGCAGUCUGACCCAGACUCACUUUUUUAUUUUAUUUUUUCACUGAUCAGACAGUGAAGAAUGAUGUACAUGCUAUGCAAUGCAUUCUCUUUAUGUUCUGUUCAAUUAAUAAAAGGGGGGCAAAAAAGCCCUUAAAGCUGG